This is a messenger RNA of Porites lobata, 2789 nucleotides long. Lineage: Eukaryota; Metazoa; Cnidaria; Anthozoa; Scleractinia; Poritidae. The record is from the annotation of a GenBank genome assembly.
AUGAUCUUAGACGCACAAUUUGAGACGAUGAGGUUAGGCAUCGGGCAAAUAGCUAUGUUGAAGGCGUUCCUGGAAAAGCCAGUCAGAGGUAUGGAUUUACUAAAAUGUUAUUCACUUGACUGUAAAUACUGAAAAUUUCCGGGUGGCUAUCGUAAAAUAGUCAGAAUACAGCAGAAAGUAGGUUGAUUUUAAUAAAAAGAUUACACGGUCAAAGCUAGUUAGCAGGAAUGGAAACCAUGGCCAGUUUCCGCAUCCUUUUCCAAUAAAACAAAACCACUAUAGAACUAACUUUCUUUAAUGACGAGGAACGGUGUUCUCUCCCCAGUAAUAUGUCAACAUGAAAAAAGGAGAACCUUGAUUAUAUACGUUUUAUACGGAGAGGCUCCACAAUGAGGUCCAACCCCUUCCCCUUUUAUCAAUACCCGAUUAUUGACAGAAAAAGUAGCGCUUUUUUAUACCUUCCAAACUGCUGUAAAUGCGCUGUCUUUGAAAUAUGAAGAGACUGCAAACCAGACAGUUUUUUUCGACUUUUUAAAGAUAUGAAAUGCAUCUCUAAUCUCUUUCGGGCCUUCUUACAAACCAAAAAGACUUGCUUUCCCUAUCCUUUCAUAUGGUUUCGGCAACAAGUGAAAUCCCUACCUUUCUUACAUGAAGCCUGAGAAAGGUAGCCCUUUGGGCUGGAGCCUUCCCGUACAGACAAAUGUAGGGAGUUUCCCCCAGGUACUAUAGAAAAAUUGUUAGGAUCCCCCUGCACUUCAGGUUAUAAACAAUGUAUCAAUCAAUGUUUCCCCAGUGGAAAGGGAAGAACGAAUUAAUGACUUGGUAGAGAAAAUAAAAGCACAAAGAGGAAAUAAAGCAGAAAAACAAAAGUCUAAGACGGUGAACGUUGCGAUGCCCAAGAAAUCAGCGGUAGUGAGGCGCCGCAUGCUUUAUAUAGGUUGGCUCCACCGAUCAAGCGCGGAUUCGCGAUACAAGCAGAUAAAAACAAAGGACGGUGAAGGUUUUCAAGACUUCUAUUACAAUGAUGAUGAACAGAUCACUGUUGAAUCCCUCAAGAUGAAGGCAAGAAAACUUUUCUUUCCGGAGGGUGUGUCCAAGUAUGGUGCUAUUGAAGAUAUGUACGCGACCCGAAAUGAUCCUCGAGGAAUUAUCGGAAUCGAAUGGGAUGACGUUUGAUUCCCGAAGAUGCUAGAAUUACUAGAAUAAAGUAAAUUAAAUAAUUUUGACUCGACUGGUUUAAAGUGUUGAUUUAUUAAUAUAUUUUGGACAAAUUUUUAAAUAAUUAUAACUCCUUUUUAUAAUAACGAAUUUUGCAAAGAAACUUUAGAGUUUAAAUUGAAGGUUUAAUCGUGCAAAUAGCAUCUCGUUAGACCGGUUUAAACGUCAAAAUUCACAUGUGCCGAGUCUGAUACCUAUUUGGUUCUACUUGUAUAGUCGCAGCCUUUACGCGCUAUAGGUUUUAACACACAAACUUUAUUCUAGAACUUCUACAACUGGUGAAGGGAAACAAGUGAAUCGAUGUGAAGUAUAACGAAGUAUAGCGAAGUGUAGCGAAGUAUAGCGAAGUAUAGCGGUACUGAAAAAUAACAAUUAAACAAAUACAAAGUCAAGAUAAAACAACCUACAAACUGAACGAAAGCAAUAAGGCAAUCUAGAAAUGCGAAUGAAACAAACGAGAUACUUACAAGACGAUAGCGAGAUAAGGACGAAAACUAGGACGAGCAAAACCCAAACAUUAAACUGUAAACCGGACCAAGAAGCGAAAAAUUACAAUUAAAACUAAAUAUACGGUAUGCAGAAAAAUUCUAACACGAAGGACAAAGCUACGCGGACAAUGAAAAACUAAUGAACCAAACAACAGCACUAAAGGCGCGAACACGAAAAUAACUAAGACCGCGGCGAACAUAAAAAUACUAUAAAGGUAACGGAAAACAUUCCUGGCGCUUACAACUUGAAUAAGUAAAUCCGCCAUUUUAGACGUCGAAUCAUGAGCGAGUUUUUAUAGAGUUGGAAAAAAAUUGAGAAUUGUGGGUUAUGAUAAAUUAAACAUGAUUUAAAAAUUUGAUUCGGCACAAAAGACAACGGUUGAACUUCUGUCGAGAUUUGACUGGCUCAGUCGAAGAUGCCACAGAGGUCGCGUUGUCGAAUUUCAUUUUAGUUAAACGUCGAACUUCCUACGUAUUCAAUACCUGAAUUAAAUUUGGCACAUGUGAAAUGCGAUGUUUACACCGGGUCUUGAAAAAUUUACAUUUCAAGAAGAUUUGAGAUCUCGCGGUCUGUUUGCAAGCAAAUGUCACGUGUACCUGAUGUCAACACAAGACGACAAGGAAGAGUCGUCCCCCGGCAACCUAAAUCAAGCCGAAGAUUCUGGCCUGGUAUCCUAUUGUCUCUAAGACAAAGCCGAACGACCAUCCACAUCGCAGUUGGGAGUAUUUAUGGGAUGUAGCAAAACAGAGAUGUCAGAGGAAUUUCAAAGUUUAGAGAUGAAGAGUAGUACGCCUAUGAGAAACUCAUCAAGAAGCCAAAGCCCACUCUACGCACCAGCUAUUGAAGGGGGCGAAGGAACUUUGUGUACUGUUGAAAAUGUAGGUGACCAUCGCCAAUUAAUAACUUAUGAAUCUCUUACAGAAUCAUCUUUUUCGGAAGUCCUUCUCACCACGGUUUUGUUUUCAAGGGAACAGUGCUAUGAUACUAACUCUUUUUCACAACCGUUAACCAGGGACACCCCCUUAGAGGAGUAUGGCCCCCUGGAAAAAGGGGUUUACCGUUGUGGGUAUCAACAAAGGUGA